AUGCGAUAACUCUCAAAAUAAUUAGGUAACCUAUACCAAUGAGCUACUUCUCAUCUGCUGUUUGAGUUGAAAAUACUGACGGUUUCAACUGUGAAUCAGUACGCAUUAUCAGCUCAGUCUUUUUCAAUCAUCUCACUUCAUAAUUCUCUGUUUAGGUAUAGGUACAAUAGUAAAAAUGAAAAGUGUUAUUUUUUCAUUAUUCAUUUUGUUUUGCAGCAAAGUAGAUGGAAGUGUUGGUAAUGUCACGAGUGAGGCCGAAACACGAAUUUUACCUACAUCAACUUUUGAUCCUGAAGUUACAUCUGCUGCAACAACAAAGCUCACUCUUCGAGACGACCUGGACGACUUUUUUAUCGCAGAUAUCUCAUCAUUAGACACAGAUGCGAGUGAUAAAACCGAGAAAAGGAUAAUUAACGCUUUCACCGAGUUCUCAUCGAACUGUAACCUUUACAAACGAAUGAAGCUUUCGUUGGAUAACUUCACAUUUGCGAAAGAAUCAAUCGACGUUGAUUUGGGUAUAGGAAAAGCUUCAUUUUAUAACAUUAUUGCCACAGAAGGCUACUGGAAAAUUGGAUUGUACUCUACGUUGAUAAGAUGCGAUUCCUCAAGAAAAGCCAAGGUUACAGUAACACUUCCUAAAUACAUUGAAAUUACUGCAAAUAUAAAAAUUAUCGGGAUGAAAGAUCUUUCAUAUAAAUUAUCAUCGCAAUCAACGAAGGAAGGAUCAAUUUCUAUACUCUUAAAAAACGAAUCCAUUUCAAAAGAAUUCUUUUUGCAAGCAAAUAAUUCCAAUCAUGAAGACGACAUAACACGAAAAAUAUCUUAUUGGAAUACAGAUGUAACCCUAGACAUAGAUGCAAAAUACCAAAAGCUAAUCUACAAAAAUUUAUAUGAAUUUCUCAGCGAAGUGGAAUCAUCUCUGGAACAAUUCCUUAUCGAUCAAUUAAACGCGGAAUUAUCCAAAAAUGAAAUUUCUAUAGAUCGAAGCUGCUCCAAAUUUCUCAACAUGGGAAAAAAUUCAAAAAAUAUAAAUUCGCCAUUUUUAAACAAAGACAUCAGUGACUUCAAUAACGUAUACGUGAUACAGAACAUACCUAUAGAAUCAUGGAAAGGAAUCAGUCAGAGUUCAGGAUCCAUUAUAAUCAAAGGCAUUUCCCAUUUCAAUAGCAUAGAAGUGGAUAUUUCAGCCACUGAUUUAUCGAGUCCAUCAGACGAUGGCUUCUUUUACAGUUUCCCAGACUAUCAAGAAAAAAAAGAAAUGACACUUCGAUUUGUAACAAAUGGUUUAAGAGGCAAACUGAACUGGAGUUAUAAUUCUAAACAAACGUCGUUUUCCUUUUUCAUCGAUUUCAUUCAGUUCGAAAUUAAGAAGAAAAAAAUUUACAAAUAUAAAAACAUAUUUGCUUCCGAUGAUAGAUAUAAUAUCAUAAUGUGCGUUCGAAAUGAGGAGAAUAUGAUGAAUGUAGACGUAUACUUGGGAGAUGUUCGAUUCAAAUCAUCUGGUGAUUGUGAAAAACAGAAUGAAUUUAUGAACUUCAUUCUUUCUGAAUAUUUGAAGUCGAUCGUAAAAGAUUCGUUGAAAAAUUCGUUGGAGAAAAAGCUCCAAAAUAAUUAUUUUGGUAAAUAUUGCUGAGGUGAAAAUUGU
This is a messenger RNA of Planococcus citri (citrus mealybug), 1645 nucleotides long. RefSeq lists its product as uncharacterized. The record is from RefSeq and is a predicted model, not a curated record. Bases 176 to 1633 code for a protein of 485 amino acids. The transcript is spliced from 4 exons. Lineage: Eukaryota; Metazoa; Arthropoda; Insecta; Hemiptera; Pseudococcidae.